UGAUGUUCCAGAGUUUCUGGGGAAAGCUGUUUAAAGGGUCUUUUUUCCAUCAGAAUUCUCAAUGGCCAAGUUUCUCUCCUUCCUCUUCAUUUUCUCCGUCUCACUUUUUAUUUCGGCUUCGAUCGCCGGAAAAAAUGACGAAUUUGCCGAAGUUAAAAAGAAGAAGGGAAUUCGAUAUCGAAGCGAGAAGAUGAGCGUCUUUGAAUUCUACUGGCACGAUAUAGUGAGCGGUUCAAACCGGACGUCCAUGAUGGUGGUGCCCCCGGCCCCGAAUGCCACGGCCAACGGGUUCGGCGUCGUGAAUAUGAUCGACAACCCGUUGACGGCCGGGCCGAGCCCUAAUUCCAAGCUAAUUGGACGAGCCCAAGGAUUUUACGCCUUGGCCUCGCAAGAGCGAGUGGAGUUAUUGAUGGUUAUGAACUUCGUCUUUGUCCAGGGCAAGUACUGCAAUAGUACCAUAAGUGUGCUCGGUCGAAAUCCGGUUUUCGACGCUGAGAGGGAGAUGCCGGUGAUCGGCGGCAGUGGGCUUUUCCGGUUUGCUCGGGGCUAUGUUAAGCUCAAGACUAAUGACUUCAAUCUAACCACAGGAGAUGCUGUUGUUAAGUAUACUGCUCAUGUGCUGCAUUUUUGAAUUUUGAUGUUUUGGUUGGAUACUUUUUUGGGCCACUUUAUUUUUUGUCAUUUGAAUAAUAAUAGCUUUUUCAAUUAUUGUGUUGGCCACUUCUGGCCUAUGCUGCCCCAGUGCUUUUGUAUUUUUGUACCCUAUUGAAUUGGCUUUGCCUUUAGUCAUGAAAUAAAUAGAUAUUACUUCGAAUUUCGUGCA
Molecule: messenger RNA, 823 nt
Organism: Malania oleifera
Lineage: Eukaryota; Viridiplantae; Streptophyta; Magnoliopsida; Santalales; Ximeniaceae
Product: dirigent protein 19-like
Exons: 1
Coding region: 62-631 (189 amino acids)
Source: RefSeq, a predicted model, not a curated record